GCUGCCGAGCCGCUGGGCCUUGCUGACCUGCCGGCGACUGCAGACCGGGCCUUUCCCGCGUCCUUUGGUCACCCUGACACCGGUCGCGGCCGGGACCGGUUCAACUACUCAUCUUUGUUCUUCUUAAUUUACUAGAGGUUUAAUCAAAUAGCCAUGUAGACUGCCUGGCCUUCAAAGACCACUUCUAAAGCGUCUUGUAAGACUACUGUAAUAUUGAAAGUUUUAAAAGACUAUAAUCGUGUGUGUUGUAACAGAAGGAAGAAUGGAAGUAUUACAAGAACUUCAUAAACCAUCAGCACGUUUGGAAUGUGACCACUGCAGUUUCAGAGGCACAGACUAUGAAAAUGUCCAAAUCCACAUGGGUACCAUCCAUCCAGAAUUUUGUGAUGAAAUGGAUGCUGGUGGGUUAGGUAAAAUGAUAUUUUACCAGAAAAGUGCAAAGUUAUUUCACUGCCAUAAAUGCUUCUUCACCAGCAAGAUGUAUUCUAAUGUGUACUAUCAUAUCACAUCUAAACAUGCAUCCCCAGACAAAUGGAAUGAUAAACCAAAAGGUCAGUUGAACAAAGAAACAGACCCUGUGAAAAGCCCUCCUCUUCCUGAACACCAGAAAAUGCCCUCUAAUGCAGUGGGACUCUCAAAACCCAUACCUGCCCUUUGCAUCGAAACACAGAAACUUGGCCCAGUUUUGUCUCCAGAAUCACCAAAACCUACUGUUAUUCCUCUGGAGCCUCAGAAACCUGCCCCUGUUUCUCCUGAGCUACAGACACCUCCUCUUCUUUCUUCUGAGCCUUCAAAACCUGCCCCUAUUUCUUCUCCUGAACUUCCAAAACCAGUCCCUGUUGUUUCUGAACCUCAGAAGGCUGUCUCUGUUCCUUCUCCAGAACCACAGAAGCUUGCUCCUGUAUCUCCUGAGCCAGUAAAAGCUACUGUUACUAAUCCCAAACCCCAGAAACACUCUCAUUUUCCAGAAACAUUGGGGCUACCUUCAGCCACCUCUCCAGAGUCACCAGUUCUAGCUGCUUCCCCUGAACCUUGGGGGCCAUCCCCAACUGCAUCUCCAGAAUCUCGAAAGUCAGCCCGGACUGCCUCCCCUGAGCCAAGGAAGCCAUCCCCAUCAGAGUCUCCUGAACCUUGGAAGCCAUUCCCUGCUGUCUCCCCAGAGCCUAGGAGACCAGCCCCAGCUGUGUCACCAGGUUCUUGGAAGCCAGGGCCACCUGGAUCCCCUCGGUCUUGGAAAUCUAGUCCCACAGCAGCAGCAGCAGCAGCAGCAUCAGGACCUUGGAAGCCAGCUAAACCAGCUCCCUCUGUGUCUCCUGGACCUUGGAAACCAAUUCCUUCUGUAUCACCUGGACCUUGGAAAGCAACUCCCUCUGUGUCACCUGCAUCUUGGAAAUCUUCAUCAGUCUCACCUGGUUCCUGGAAAACUCCUCCUACAUCUCCUGAGUCUUGGAAGUCUGGCCCACCAGAACUCCGAAAGACAGCUCCCACAUUGUCACCUGAACCCUGGAAGGCAGCUCCCCCAGUGUCUCCUGAACUCCGCAAGCCAGGCCCACCCCUGUCCCCGGAGAUCCGUAGUCCAGCAGGAUCUCCAGAGCUCAGGAAACCCUCAGGGUCACCAGACCUUUGGAAGCUUUCUCCUGAUCAGCGAAAAACCUCUCCUGCUUCACUUGAUUUUCCUGAGUCCCAGAAAGGUUCUCGUGGUGGUUCUCCUGAUCUCUGGAAGUCUUCCUUUUUUAUUGAAGCUCAGAAAUCCACCGUCUUCCCUGAGACCCGAAAACCAGGUCCUUCUGGGCUGUCUGAGUCCCCCAAAGUGGCCUCAGAUAUCUGGAAGCCUGUUCUUUCUAUGGACACUGAACCUAGAAAACCUGGCCUGUUUCCUGAGUCUACCAAAGCAGCCCGUCCUGCUUCUCCUGAACCACGAAAACGUGCUCUUUUUCCAGAGCCUCGGAAGCAUGCCCUUUUCCCUGAACUUUCCAAAUCUGCCAUAUUCACAGAAUCUCAGAAGGCAGUUGAGCUUAGUGAUGAACUACAAUUAGAUGCCCUAGAUGAUCAAAAGUGUGAUAUUUUGGUUCAGGAAGAACGGGUCACAGCUAAGAAACUCUUAGAAGACACUUUAUUUCCUUCCUCAAAGAAGCUCAAGAAAGACAACCAGGAGAACUCAGAUGCUGAGCUUAGUAGCAGUGAGUACAUAAAAACAGAUUUGGAUACAAUAGAUAUUAAAGGCCAAGAAUCAAGCAGUGAUCAGGAGCAAGUUGAUGUAGAGUCUAUUGAUUUUAGCAAAGAAAACAAAGUGGACAUGAGUAGUUCAGAGCAGUUCAAAAAUGUACUACAAUUUACUGAAGAAAAAGAAGCUUUCAUCUCUGAAGAGGAGAUUGCAAAAUACAUGAAGCGUGGAAAAGGAAAGUAUUAUUGCAAAAUUUGUUGUUGUCGUGCUAUGAAAAAAGGUGCUGUUUUGCAUCAUUUGGUUAAUAAACAUAAUGUUCAUAGCCCAUACAAAUGCACAAUUUGUGGAAAGGCUUUUCUUUUGGAAUCUCUCCUUAAAAAUCACGUAGCAGCCCACGGGCAAAGUUUACUUAAAUGUCCACGUUGUAAUUUUGAAUCAAAUUUCCCAAGAGGCUUUAAGAAACAUUUAACUCAUUGCCAAAGCCGUCAUAAUGAAGAGGCAAAUAAAAAGCUAAUGGAAGCUCUUGAACCCUCACUGGAAGAGCAGCAGAUUUGAUUUUAAACACAAUGUAAAUACCUGCCAUAUAAAGUUGUCUGUUGAAACCAUUCUUUGAAAGUAAAGCUGAUGAAAUAGCAUAGUUGGAUCAGUAGCUAUUAGUGUGUAUGAUGUACCCUCUCUCAGUUGUGUUACAAAGGACAAGCAUUUGGUUAUUUUUUUCAUGGCCUCUUGUCUGUGUGGCUGUCUUGUAAAUCAAUAAAUUUCUACUGUAUAUUCCAGAUGGA
Molecule: messenger RNA, 2946 nt
Organism: Otolemur garnettii (small-eared galago)
Lineage: Eukaryota; Metazoa; Chordata; Mammalia; Primates; Galagidae
Gene: CHAMP1
Product: chromosome alignment maintaining phosphoprotein 1
Exons: 3
Coding region: 263-2719 (818 amino acids)
Biological process (GO): protein localization to kinetochore; attachment of mitotic spindle microtubules to kinetochore; protein localization to microtubule
Cellular component (GO): spindle; nucleoplasm
Source: RefSeq, a predicted model, not a curated record